UGUUUUCCUUUUUCUUAUCAAGGACAAGUGUUGAAACUUUCAAAAUGUCAUCUAUCAAGCACCUAGUUUAUGCAGUUAUUCGAUUCUUACGGGAACAAAGUCAGACGGAUGGUUAUACUUCAGAUGAACAGGAAAGUUUGGAAGUUGCAAUUCAGUGCUUGGAGACAGUCUUUAAAAUCAGCCCAGAAGAUACACACCUGGCAGUUUCGCAGCCUCUGACGGAAAUGUUCACACGUUCCUUCUGUAAGAAUGACACUCUGCCUCUCUCAAACUCAGUACCUGACGAUGUGGGAAAAGCUGACCAAUUAAAAGAUGAAGGCAAUAACCACAUGAAAGAAGAAAAUUACGCUGCUGCAGUGGAUUGUUACACACAGGCGAUAGACCUAGAUCCAAACAAUGCCGUUUAUUACUGCAACAGGGCUGCUGCUCAGAGUAAGUUAGGUCACUACACUGAUGCAAUAAAGGACUGUGAAAAGGCAAUAGCGAUCGACUCAAAGUACAGCAAGGCCUAUGGGAGAAUGGGGCUGGCCCUCACUGCCAUGAACAAGUUUGAAGAAGCAGUUACAAGUUAUCAAAAGGCAUUAGACCUUGACCCUGAAAACGAUUCCUAUAAGUCCAAUCUGAAAAUAGCAGAACAGAAGUUGAGAGAGGUAUCCAGUCCUACAGGAACGGGACUGAGCUUUGAUAUGGCCAGCUUAAUCAAUAACCCAGCCUUCAUCAGUAUGGCAGCAAGUUUAAUGCAGAAUCCUCAAGUUCAGCAGCUAAUGUCAGGAAUGAUGACAAAUGCCAUUGGAGGACCUGCUGCUGGAGUUGGGGGCCUAACUGACCUGUCCAGCCUCAUCCAAGCGGGACAGCAGUUUGCUCAGCAGAUACAGCAACAGAAUCCUGAACUUAUAGAGCAACUGAGAAAUCACAUCCGGAGCAGAUCAUUCAGCAGCAGCGCCGAAGACCACUCCUGACCGACAAGGACCCUAGGGUGCAAAUGGCCAUGGCUCCGCUGAUGUGUCUGCUGUAGAUAGUGGCCAAAAAACAAAAACAAAACAUCUAAACAAAUCUGUCUAGACAGUAGGUUUAUCACAAACAGACUUGAACACAUGCCUCCUUUGUAAACAAGUGGUCAGUAGCCAUGUACGUGCCAAUAUAGCACUGGACAGGGUUCCAUUUUCAAAUCUUCAUCAUCACAUCUGUAUAUUAGGCUUAAUAGCGUAAGGCUGUUUGUUGGUGAGUUCUCUGGCUCCCAGUCCUCUUAGCAAACCUUCAGAAAGGGAAGAUGGCCAAGAGGAGAGGGCUCACAUGCUGGGUUAGGAGGAAGGUACCUGCUACUGAGCAGCACGUCUGCCAAGGAGAAAUUUGUUACCUAGGAUUAGUGUUAAUAGUGCUACCAGGACCAGAACAUGUACAUAGGGGCCAGUCCUGUUUCCAGUGCUGCUUGUUUCAGUGGGUGGCAGGGAAUCCAAGAGCUGGUGGACAGCAGAACUUGGAGGAAGGGAAGAAAGAAUAGAUGCUAUGAAUGUGUAUAAAGUGAAGGUAGGUGGGAUGCUCAGGUUUUUGCAUAGUUCUUAACUAACCUUGCCUGCAGUUUGGUAUUUAUAACAUCAGCAUGGCCAGUUAUGCUAUGUACAUAAUAAAAUGCAUUUAGAAAUCCUUAAUGGUCUGCUUAGGUCAGUCAUUUAUUCAGUUUAACUAGCACAACUUCCCCACUGAUGACCUUACCAUGGAAACUCUCUCAAAUAUACCUACAUUUAAAUAAGUCAAUGACUUGGCUCUUGAGUUAAGGAUUUUCUAAGUGGCAUUUAAUUAUGUGCUCAUAAACACUGAUUUUUUAAAAAUUUAGUAAUUAUUUGAUGGGUUACAGAAAGCAUCUGUCAUUAACAAUGCUUGUUUGUGUAAUCCUCUGUUAUGAUUUGGUUUGGCAUGUUGCUUUUAUGCUUAACCUUAAUUUGAUGCAACUUAAACAUAAUAGGGGACUUAAAAUAUAUUGAAAUUAGAAUAGAUAUCAGUGGAGAGAAAUGGCAUUGUUAUAAUGGUAUUAAUGGCAUGGCUCUAACUAUAGUGAUGGAUGAGACUUCUAACUGGAACUUCUUUUGUGAAUUAUGAAAUAGGUCAAGUUGGGGAGAUGCGUAGUGAUUUCACAAGUGUUGUGAGAGAAAACUGAAAAAUAAUGUAAUAUUGAAUUAGUUAUGCUGGUAAUAAUUAGGGCCUUAUUAUAACUAUUCUCCUCAAAAGAUGACUUAUUUCGAAGUUUAAAACCCAACUCUUCCCUUGUUUCCCUUUGUGAGAUUAGACCAGUGGUUCUAUAAUUUCCCUGUAAGAGCUACCUGGCGAAUUUGCUGAAAAUGCAGAUUCAGGACCACACUUGCCAUUUUUAUAUAGUGGAUCCUGUAAAAAGGUCCGAGCAGCACCAUUUUAAACAGUACACCAGGUGGUUCUGAUAUAGAUCCAAAGACUCUAAAUUUAGAGUGAGCAACACUGAAUUAGAGAUUUCUCCUCAAUUAGACCAGCAAAUACCUAAUCCCCAACCCCCCACCCCUUGGGCUUAUGCUACAACGAAGACUUAUAUGAACCUACAGUUCUGUCCAGAGAAGAGCAGGACUUAAGUCUUAGGCCUUCUGAAUUAAAUCUCCUAUAUUCCAUCUAAACCAACUAAAUUUUUCAUAAAUUCAGCUCCUAGUGUUGAAGUAUUACACAGAAUGAAAGUGAUGACAUUGAUGAAAAAAAGCAAAGCUGAUCCUUAAUUAAAAAUUAGUCACUCUUAUCCAAUGUUGAGUAAGAAAGUUUCUAGCAUAGCUAUCUUGAGGACAUUAAAAGUGCUUUCAGAUUGAUAAACUGGUAAGCCUCUAGCUCACUGACCAGGAAAAGAAAAUACAAAUCAAUAUCAGAAGUGAAGGAGGGAUAUCAGCGCAGACCCUGUAGACAUUAAAAGGAUCAUUAAAAAAUGACAACCAAUUUUAGGUUCAUAUAGUCAACAAUAUUCCUUAUAAAAUAGAAAGUACUAAAGCUCACUGAAGAAACAGGUAUCCCCCAGAAAAGAAAGCUCCAGUCCCAAACAGUUUCAUUGGGGAAAUCCACCAAAAAAUUAAGGGGGAAAUAAUCUCAAUCUACACAACCUCCCAGAAAACAGGAGGAGAUAUUUCACAAUCAUUUUAUACACCCACUACUCUGAUACCAAAAUCAGCAAAGACAUUAUAAGCAAAACCCUUUAGAACAAUGUCGUGAUUGCUAGCACCUGCUGUGAAGACAGCCUUUUCCCAGCAGGAGUCAGUGUGUUUGGUCCUGUCACCUAUCCAGGUUGUGUCUUUGUGAAUGUGCCGCAUAAUGAGCUCAGCCUACGUGGAUCUGCUCACUCACCUGGUUCCCACCUGAUUCAGGCCACUUUUGAUCUUCCAGUACCUUCCUCACUUUGGAAUCACUGCAUUUCAAUGAAGUUUUGUGUAGUUGGAUUAUACUUGCUACUCAUUAUAAGAAAUGCCCCAAAUAUUAUUCUUGCUCAUCUGAAACAGGGCAUUAAAGUGAAUCUUUAAUAUACAGUCUCCUUAGGGAUGACUGACUUCCAUGAACCAUUUCAUUGCUGUAGCUAUUAUGAUGCUAUGUAAAACUUAAAAUUUUUUUUAUGCAAAUGAUGUUUUCAUUUAAUGUACCAAAUUAUCUAAUUUUUAUAAUAUGGUUUAAACAAGAUCCUUUCUAAAAUGAGAUUAUCUAAUUUUUAUUUAAAGAAUGAACCAUAUAUGUCUAGGUUAUUGCUUGCAAAAAGAUACUUUGUAAUUAAAUCAAAUAUGGCAGAUUCCAAGUGACCAUUAUAUGUUACAUUUUAAAUUUGAAGCAGAGUGAGACAGAAGGUUCAGUCAUGAGAAGAUGCUUGAAAAGCCAGGGAAGCACCCAGUGCAGGGGCUAUAAAGUCUUAUCAUUAAUCAAUCUUGUUCGUUUGGGAAGGGAGAUGGAUGUUGCACACUGCUUGCAUUUUAUUUUGCAUUUCAUCAAUUAUAAUUUAAGGAGCAAAUCUCACCUGAAUAUAGCUUUCAUUUUGGACCAAUUUGUCAUGGCAAUAAAUAAUUACGCACUUAAGAAAAA
Miniopterus natalensis is the source of this 4068-nucleotide messenger RNA. Lineage: Eukaryota; Metazoa; Chordata; Mammalia; Chiroptera; Miniopteridae. The record is from RefSeq and is a predicted model, not a curated record.